This is a messenger RNA of Eremothecium sinecaudum, 1503 nucleotides long. It is a transcript of the gene NAB2, whose product is annotated as mRNA-binding protein NAB2. Gene Ontology annotation, biological process: regulation of mRNA stability. Bases 1 to 1503 code for a protein of 500 amino acids. Lineage: Eukaryota; Fungi; Ascomycota; Saccharomycetes; Saccharomycetales; Saccharomycetaceae. The transcript has a single exon. Gene Ontology annotation, molecular function: zinc ion binding; poly(A) binding. Gene Ontology annotation, cellular component: cytoplasm; nucleus. The record is from RefSeq and is a predicted model, not a curated record.
AUGUCAGCGAUUCAAGACGACGUGAGCAACUCGCUAAAAACAAUAGUUGCUGAGAAGUUAAAGACAGUACAAAACUUUAACGAAGAUGUGAAUUAUGUUGCUGAAUAUAUUGUAUUACUAUUUUCGAAUGGUGGGACUUACGAGUCGGUGCUGCAAGAACUGGUUGGUUUAUUUGAUUCUGUUCCACAAGAUGCCCUAGCAGAUGUUGUUCAAACAUCCUCUCAUGCUAUGCAGCUAUUACAACGUGGUGAUAGUGUCGAGACGGUUUAUCAAAAACUUACUGGUGGUAUUAAUGGAGAUUCGGAGAGGGAGGCAGUUUCUCCUAUAAUGGAUGUAAUGUCAGCGUCAGUUCCUUCCGAACAAAGUAUGUCUACGGUGGCCACUAGCGCUCCGAAGUCCGCUUUUGAAGGUAUGGUAGAUCUCUCCAUGUCAAAAUACUCUAAGCAAGCCCCAGCAAGCGGUCGUGGGGGUUCUGGGAUGAAACAGCGCGGGGGACGUCACGGUGCGAUUGGCAAAGCGCAGAAUGGUACACGAAGAGUUGCACCACAAGCAGGCACCAACAAGCACAGAACAAAUGCUCUGGCACGAGCACUCGGUAUGGAUAAUGAAUCUGAAGGCGCAAAUAAUGUAAAUCUUAACGUCAUUCCUAAAAAAGACGGACGUUGUAAACUGUUUCCCCGUUGUCCGCUGGGGAAGUUUUGCCCCCAUGCCCAUCCCACUAAGGUAUGCCGUGAUUACCCGAACUGUACCAACCCACCUAACACAUGUGAAUUUUUGCAUCCAAACGAGGAUGUGGAAUUGAUGAAGGAGAUAGAGAAGACAAGGGAGGAAUUUAGAGAGAAGAGACUGGCCCUAGCACAAAGUAAGGCCAAACCAAUACAGACGGGUAUUGUGCUAUGUAAGUUUGGUAUACUCUGUUCGAACCCCAUGUGUCCAUUUGGUCAUCCAACUCCAGCUAACGAGGAGGCGAAGGUUAUUCAGUUUAUCUGGUGUCCACAGAACCUUUCUUGUGAAAUGAAGGACUGUGACAAAGCUCACUCGUCGCUUUCUAAAAUCAAACAAGUGCAGCCGAUGGCAUCUAUUGCUAGGCCUAAACCCUCGCCUGCGCCCGUUGAGAAAUCUUUGGAACAGUGCAAGUUUGGUAUGAAGUGUACCAACAAACGUUGCAGGUACAGGCACGCACGUUCACAUAUCAUGUGUCGGGACGGCAGCACUUGUACAAGGAUUGACUGCUUCUUUGGUCAUCCUAUUAAUGAAGCUUGUAAGUUUGGCCUAGAAUGUAAGAACAUUUACUGUUUAUUUCAACAUCCAGAGGGUAGGGUGCUACCUGAGAAACCCUCAUCUGCUCCUGGAAAUGCCGAGAACAGUAACAAUAACUGGGCUGGUUCUGCAGUUGCAGGUAAUAACCAGUGUGUGAACGAAAGGCCGUACGCUGUACCGGAGUCUACAGGGAUAGAGCAGGCCCCAAUACAAGAAUCGGAUGGUGAUGCUACAAUGACAUGA